Messenger RNA from Hevea brasiliensis (rubber tree), 889 nucleotides. RefSeq lists its product as uncharacterized. The record is from RefSeq and is a predicted model, not a curated record. Lineage: Eukaryota; Viridiplantae; Streptophyta; Magnoliopsida; Malpighiales; Euphorbiaceae. The transcript has a single exon. The coding region runs from base 211 to 549 and encodes 112 amino acids.
AACUCCUGAAUUUAUAACUCCUAUAUAUAAAUGUACCCACCUUGUCCUCUAAUUCACAUGAGCAAGUUGAAGGCUUGAAAGAAUAGAACCAUUUCUCCUUCAAGCUACACUUUGCCUUCUUUUCCUUCAAUUUUUUUUAGUCCCAAUACCAUUUUGGGACUAGUAAUCCACUAAGGAAGUGUUCCUUUUUUUAUCUAACUCCUCAAGAUCAUGGGAAAUUGCUUAAAGCCAUCAGCUAGACAAAGGAAAGAUGAGGAAGAUAUUGAGCAGUAUGAUAAUCAAGAUUAUCAAAAGAAAGAACCGAAGGCUGAUUUUGGGAAGGAAAGCGGUGAUUUUGAUGACAGGAGUGGCCUUAAGGUUAAGAUAGUGCUUACGAAGGAGGAGCUUCAGUGGUUGAUGUUUCAGCUGAAGGUUAAUGAAGGGAAGAAGCUAGAAGAUGUUCUCCUAGAGAUUGAGAGAGAGAGAGAAAGAGGGAAAGUUAAAGCUUGGAAACCAUCUUUGGAGAGCAUCUUGGAGAGCCCUGAAGGGCUUGAGAUUGAAAGAUUAUGAGUCCUCCCUUAAACAGGAACCAGUAACUACAGUAAUACUCUGCUUCUGCUGCAUUUUUUUUUUCUUUUUUGGGUCCUCUUCCACUGAGGUUUUUCAUUUGGGUUAUGCUUCAUCACCCAAAUAAAUAUAUAAAUAUGUUAUUUUUUUCCCCUUUUAUAUACAGACGAUCCAGGGGCAUUUUCCUUUUCUUUUGGGUUCUUAGCUUGGAUAAGGACCCAAAUUUAGAUUGAGGUUUUCCUUCUGUUCUUCUUGAUGAGGUUUCUCUACCUAGACACUACUGAUCUCUGCACUGAUUGUUCUUCCUCUCGUAUACAUUUAUGAAAAAAAUUUAAAUCAAUAA